AUGAAGACACAAUAUAAUAAAAAGAAGGAGCAGCAGGUAAAGACAGAAAAUAAUAAAAAGAAGCAGAACAAGGAGCCGAUUCCUCCUAAGAAGGCCAAGAAGACAGAAAAUAAUAAAAAGAAGGAGCAGGCAAAGAAGACAGAAAAUAAAAAGAAGGAGCAGGUAAAGAAGACAGAAAAUAAUAAAAAGCAGAACAAGGAGAAGAUUCCUCCAAAGACGGCAAAGAAGACAAAAAAUACUAAAAAUACUGUUAGGAAAACAGAAAAUAACAAAAAGAAGGAGAAUAUUCUUCCAACGACGGUAAAAAAGACAGAAAAUAAUACAAAUAAGAAGAUUCCUCCCAAGACAGCAAAAAAGACGGAAAAUAAUCAAAAGAACGGGGAGAUUCCUCGGAGGUCGGCAAGAAAUCCCACACCAAAUCCAAAAAUAUUCACACAUGCAAAAGACCAGGUCAAGACUCGUCCGAAGAGGACAAUGAUAAUGAUAAAAAGGAGCUCUGCUAUACAAACUCAGCAACAGUGGGACGCCUUGAUAAGAAGGGUGGCGGCAAAUUCCAUCCGGUUGCGGCAGUUGGCUGCGGAAAAAAAAGAAAUGCGCAAGAAAAUUGAAGCCCUGAAAGAAGCUCAGAAACGGUUUGAAGAGAAAAGAAACAGACAAAUUGAAGAACUGGAAAAUUCCUUUGCGGAAUCGAAGCGUGAGGAGGAGCAUCAGUUGGAAAUGCUGAAACAGCGGAAACUGUUGAAGAAACAGAUGAAGGAAAAAAUUAAGGCAAAAAAGAUGUACGUCUAAGCACCAAAUUCUAUGAAUUUAAAAAAUAAUAAUUUCAAAUAAUUUUAGUGUUGAAAGGAAGAAACGGAA
This is a messenger RNA of Drosophila subobscura, 858 nucleotides long. Its product is annotated as DNA ligase 1-like. Lineage: Eukaryota; Metazoa; Arthropoda; Insecta; Diptera; Drosophilidae. The transcript has 3 exons. The record is from RefSeq and is a predicted model, not a curated record. Bases 1 to 789 code for a protein of 262 amino acids.